AUGGAAUCUGAAGCUCAAGAUUCGACAUCAAAUGUCAUUCAGACGUCUCGGAAAUCUUUGUAUAUGAUUUUUAAAGAGAGUCCUGCUAAAAACUUAGAUGAUAAAGUAUCAUUUAUGGAAAAUAAGCUCCGAGAAAUGAUGAAAUGUCCCCGGAACGAGUUUCAAACCUUAGGUCACGAUUUAAGACAUUUUAAAUCAGAUUUAAAAAAGAGAUGGGUAUCGUGCAAUUAUAUUGAAGACAGAUUUAUGAAAAAGAACGAAAGAUGGCUUAGUAAUUCAAUACCAGUACAUACAUGGAAGCAAAACACCAAGCCAGGGCGCCCAAGCAAGGACUUCCAAGAACUGACUGAUCGCAGUAAAAGACGGAAAACAAAACAACUUCGUGAGGAGGUACCUGUUGAAGUGCUUACUUUUGCUGCUAGCGUCAGUCAAAAUGUGUCAGGAAAUGCUGCGGCUUCGAAACUUAUAAAAGAUGCAACAUCUUCACCAACAAGAGCGAAGCGGUACAGAAAAGUAAUUAAUACUACUCAAGAACCAAAAAUAAAAAAGUACACAUCUGAUGAAGCUUUGCGCAUUUUCAUCGAAGGUGGCUUUAGAAGGAAACAAUGGGAGUUACAGCACAAAUCAACUAAAGAUCCAUUUAUAAGUUGUUUACGGAAACUUAACCCGAGCAAAAGCCAGCCUUUCAUGAGAGAAACUAUUGAGUUGUUCGAGCCGGAAGAACUGGAUUCAGAAGUAGACCAAUCAACAAGUCUUGCUUACUCUGAUGAAUCAGACUAA
Danaus chrysippus (African queen) is the source of this 780-nucleotide messenger RNA. NCBI's taxonomy places the organism in Eukaryota, Metazoa, Arthropoda, Insecta, Lepidoptera, Nymphalidae. The record is from the annotation of a GenBank genome assembly.